Molecule: messenger RNA, 516 nt
Organism: Fulvia fulva
Lineage: Eukaryota; Fungi; Ascomycota; Dothideomycetes; Mycosphaerellales; Mycosphaerellaceae
Exons: 1
Coding region: 1-516 (171 amino acids)
Source: RefSeq, a predicted model, not a curated record
AUGAAAUUACCAUACGCCAUCAUCAUCUCCAUCAGUAUCGGUCUGCUGGCACUUCUCGCCGGCCUCUACCAACAAGGACUCCUGAACAUAUCCCAAGAAAGCCUCAUGCAGCGCCUCUCCCUCCGGCGUCUCGCAUUCUUCCCACCCACUCCAACAUCUCGUCCCAUCGCCAAGAGCUUCUCCAGCACAACCGCCACCAUGUCAUCAAACUCUCAACCCACCAAAGAUGACCAACCUCUCCUCGACAGCAACGGUCAGCCCCUCGGUCUGCCCCAGCCAUCCCAAGGAUCAGACCACAAACUCGAUCUUUCGUCCGGCCAAGGCUCAAUCUCUAUGGAUCACCUUGGUCCUCUAGUGGUCAACAAAGAUGGCAGUCUUUCGAGAAUUUCGAACUGGGAGCAGAUGACUGAGACUGAGCAGAAGAAUACGCUCAGGAUUUUGGGGAAGAGGAAUCAGCUCAGGACGGAGGACUUGAAGGUGAAGGAGGCUGAGCAGGGGAAGGUGGAUGGGUCGUGA